Prorocentrum cordatum is the source of this 1715-nucleotide messenger RNA. The record is from the annotation of a GenBank genome assembly. NCBI's taxonomy places the organism in Eukaryota, Dinophyceae, Prorocentrales, Prorocentraceae.
GCGACGGCGCGGCGCCGCCGCCGGCCCAGCGCCCGAGGCUGUCGGCCGCGAGGGGCCCUGCAGGCGCAGAGCUGUUCUCGCGGGACCCCGCCGACCUGCUCUGCCUGGACCGGGCGACGUGGAUCGCGUGGCCGCGGCACGCGGGCGCGCGCAGAAGGGGGAAGGACGUGCGGGAGGACGUGUGGACUCGGGGUGUCUUUCUCCUGCGGAUCGUGUUCAAGAAGGAGAAGGACGUGUCCUACGACGCGAAGUGCCGCGCGCUGGAGGUGUUCUUCCGCAUCACCCCGCCAGAGGACAUCUCCGCCGUGUACCGCAACCCGGUGGAGGAGUUGCGAGAGAUCUGGAAGCUCUAUUUCUACAUGGACGCGUUCGAGCGCUUGGGCGCGCCCCAGGACUUCAAGCGCUUCUACCAGUGCAGCAAGGACGGCAUGGCGCGUUCCCUGUGGCGGUCCCACCAGUCCGACCCCAGGAUGGUGCAGGUGAUCGCUGCCCUGUGCCUCGACUUCUCCGUGAGGGACGGCGGCUUCUGGGCCUCCGUCCUCGCUGGGCUGCACGCCCACUCGCUCCGAGAGUUCGCCCGGGACGUGCUGGUGGCUCUGCACGAGGGGCUGAUCCUGGACAUGCCGCACGAGGAGGCCCUGGUGGCCGCCGUCUGCGCCCUGGUCGAUGCCCCCCUCGCCGCGCUCGAGGCCUGGGCGGCCGCCGGCGCGCCCGCCACGCCGCCGCAGACUGGCGGCAUCCUGCCCCUGCUGCCGCACAUCUUGAGGCGCAGCCCCUUCGCCGCCGACCUGCAGCCCGCCGCGCUCGCCUCGCGCCUGCUGCGCCUCGCCCGCGCGCCGGGGCUCGCGCCGGGGGCCCUCGGGCGCCCGCGGACCGUCGGCGUGGCCGCGCAGGGCGUCCACGGAGCUGGCGCCGCCCUCGCGGUGGCGCUGUGCGACGCCUCCCACGCCCGCCUGCGGGCAUUCGUCUGCGAGGAGGUCAUGCCUCACUGCCCGCGGCUGAUGCUCGACUGCGUCCCGCGCUGCACCGGCGCCGCGCGCGCCGCGCUCUUCCAGGGCAUCCUGGCCUGCGGGCUGGCCGCCGAGGCGAGGCUGCAGUUGCCGGACCUGCUGUUCGGGGAGCUCGUCGAGCACGCGAUCGCCGGCAGGGACGUGCGGGGGCUGCUGGAGGCCGCGCUGGCCGCGGGGGAGCUGGAGGGCGCCAGGAGGCUGCUGGCCCGCUUCGCGCGCGUGCACCGCCUGCCGCCCGUGGGCCGGCUGCUGGAGCAGGCCGGCGAGGGCGGGGGCGCCGCGGGCGGCGAGGGCGCGGCCGCGCAGCUCCUCGGCACGCUGCGUGCGCUCUCGGCGUCGGAGGCCGUGGGCGAGGGCUGCCGCGAGCUGCUGCGGGACCUGUGCAGCCCGGAGGGCGGCGGGGACAGCUCGGAGGUCCACGUAGGCGGCCGCAGUGUGCUGCAGGGCCGGCUGGCCAUCCUGCAGUCAUGGUCGACCGCGCGCGUGCUGCUGGACUCCGGGCCUCGCUUCGACCCGCAGGUGACGGGCAUGUCCCGCUGCGACCUGCACUGGGUCUACGCCGCGGGGGCGGGUGCUCGGGCACCGGGGCUCCCACAAUGGAGUCUAGAGGAGGUCUUCCAGAGGGAGACGGGCGACCUCCCAGAGUUCUCCCCGUGGGUGGACGCCAGCAGCGCCGCCUUCUGGCAUGCGGACCUGGACUCCUAG